Kickxella alabastrina is the source of this 966-nucleotide messenger RNA. RefSeq lists its product as uncharacterized. The record is from RefSeq and is a predicted model, not a curated record. The coding region runs from base 194 to 874 and encodes 226 amino acids. The transcript has 3 exons. Gene Ontology annotation, biological process: regulation of ERK1 and ERK2 cascade; protein dephosphorylation; negative regulation of protein binding. Gene Ontology annotation, molecular function: phosphatase activity; F-box domain binding. Gene Ontology annotation, cellular component: nucleoplasm; cytoplasm. Lineage: Eukaryota; Fungi; Kickxellomycota; Kickxellomycetes; Kickxellales; Kickxellaceae.
GGAAAUCGAAAUCGAAAAUUGCCAACUUGCUUUCAUUUUUCUUUGCAUUUGUAUGCAGCAAGCAGACAACACCUGUAGUACCCUUUUCUUCUUUUUGUUUGCCUUUUUCUCCCUUUCAAAUUGAAUUUGCAUCUUUCGUUUUCAAACAUUUCGUCCACGAAGCAUUUAUUAAUUAUUAUUUCAGAUUUCACUAAUGCAGCAAGCGACAGAAAUCGUGUGGCCGGAAACACCAGAAUUCGGAGUCAGCCCCAUCAACCUCUUCGUCCCCACGUGGACCUACAGCGACCGGUACAACGGGCAACCCAUAGUGCCGCACAUACUACUGGGCCCAUAUCACCUUGUUCGGCGUGCCGAAUUCUUACAGCUCAACAGCAUCCACCAUAUCCUCUGCAUCCGCGAUCCCUCUGAGCAGCUCUUCCUACGGGAAAUAGCGACUAACCCGCCGACAGAGUUCCACAUAAUCGAUGUGCCCGCGAUUAUCAUCCCGCACUUUAUACAAGCCAACGCCAUGCUCGCUGGUAUGGUCAGGGUGGGCAGAACUGAUGGAAUCGAUAAGAGUGCGUCAUUCGUGGCGGCGUAUUUGAUGAAUACGUUUGCACUUCAGGCGGUGGACGCAGUGACGUUUGUGCAGAAUCACAGGUAUUGCGCGACGCCAUCGCCGGGUGGGUAUAAGAUCAAGUUGUCAGAGUAUGAGCCGAUCUGCGCGGCACAGAGGAGCAGUGCCGGUAAUAGUGGGCAGGAGGAUGCAAAUGUUACGAGGAGGCGCGAUAGUGAGGAUGAAGGUAGCGAGUAUAUGGAUAUAGCGGCUGAUCCUAUGGUCCCAGUCGAGGCGCGGCCAAUUGCCGGCAAGCGGCUAAUUAAGCGUGCGCGGUGAGACCAAAAUUUGUAAAGUUUUUUAAAUAAGGUUUAACCAAUAGUAUUAAUAUUUUUAUAGCAAAUAAUUUAAGUUUUACAUAAAAAAAAAAA